Calypte anna (Anna's hummingbird) is the source of this 4311-nucleotide messenger RNA. RefSeq names its product DTW domain containing 2 (gene DTWD2). The record is from RefSeq and is a predicted model, not a curated record. The coding region runs from base 83 to 847 and encodes 254 amino acids. NCBI's taxonomy places the organism in Eukaryota, Metazoa, Chordata, Aves, Apodiformes, Trochilidae. The transcript has 6 exons.
GCCGCGGGGCUGGAGGGCCCGUCCGGCCUUCGCCCCGCCCCGGCCUUCGGAAGGCUGCGCUGAGGCCCCGGGGCGGCGCGACAUGGUGGUGGCGGAGGGUGACGCUGAGUGGCUGGAGCUGAAGCGAAAUGUUGGCUGUCUGUGUGAGACCGGGUGCGUCUGUGUGGCAGUCCGUCCUCAGAAAGUGUGUUUAUGUCCAUUCCUGCCAAUACAUCCACUACAGAUCUCCACCUGCUUGUAUAUAAUUCAGCAUCCAGCAGAGGAAAGUCGAGUGUUAAGGACUGUACCUUUGCUAGCUGCUUGUCUCCCUCCAGACAAGUGCAAAAUAUUGAUUGGUCGACGUUUUAGUGAAGACAGGUAUCCCGAAUUAGCAACUGUGUGCAGAAAUCCAAAUACUCUAAUUUUGUAUCCUGGGGCUGAAGCAACCAAUUUGGAAGAAGUUGUUGUGGUGUCUUCUAAUCCAUCUGUUAUGAUCAUCAUUGAUGGAACAUGGAGUCAGGCUAAAGAUAUAUUUUACAAAAAUUCUCUCUUCCGGCUUCCCAAGCAGGUGCAGUUAAAACCCAGCAUUUCAAGUCAAUAUGUAAUUCGAACACAGCCAACAAACACUUGUCUGUCUACACUUGAAUGUGCAGCUGUUGCUCUUACUAUCAUGGAAAAAAAUAAGAGUAUACAAGAGAUUAUACUUCGUCCACUUCAGGCAUUAUGCUCUUUCCAGCUUCAGCAUGGUGCCCAGAUCCAUCAUAGCAAGGAGCAUCUCCUCAAAAAUGGGUUGUAUGACAAGCCAAUGCCAAAGAAUAAGCGCAAACUCAGAAGAAUGGAGCUUUUGGUGAAUAAUGUUAAAAUUUAAGAAAACUGUACUGGCAGUACAGUAGGAUUUAUCUGCGGCUAGCAAAUGAAUAUGAAUCUGGAUUUCAUCCAAACAUUUGACUGUACUGUAAUGGAACAAAUUUUAAGCCCUUCCUAGGCAAGAGUUUAUCUACAGAUAUGACAAACAAUAUCGGACAAGCUUUUUCAUUUUUUCAGUAAGCCAUGUGCCUUUGUUCAUAUUACAGAAGAUCAUUCUCAUUUCCUAUAGAAAAGAAGAUGACUUAGAGCAUAAUUUGGGCUUGUGUUAUCUCUUAACAAGUAUGAUCCUCAGUAUGAAUGGAUAUAUUUGCUUUGGAGAAGCCUUUAUCAGUAUGAAAAGACAAGGAAUACGAAUGUAAUAGAAUAGUAAGGCUUCAGCUUUUAGAAGUACAUUGGAUUUUUGCUGACCAUUUUAACAUGUAAUUACAGUAGGCCUUCAAACUGUAAUUCCUUGUAUUACUUAGUUCAGAUGAACAUAAGGUAUGCUAUUUGUUUAGUCCUCUUUAACCUUGAGGUUCUUAUUUCUUACAUUAAUAGAAUUCCUUUUUUAUGGGUUUAUAUACAUUUUCAAAUGCAGUCGAGUUUAAUUUCUCUCCCAGAUUUAAUUUUUAAAUUAAGGCUGGGUGGAUUUUUACUGGAACCUGAACACUUCCAACGUUGUUUAAAAGAGUGAAUGUUGGUAAAUGCAUUAUUUUAGAAUUUUAAUUCAGGUGUUUCACUUUUACUUGAGUAAAGACUACUCUUCCACAGAAGGCAACACUUUAUGGGUGUGGAUACAUCGUAUCCUGACAUCCAGACAUUAUGCUACUAAAGGAAUUAAACAAGCUCAUGUAAAGAGCCCUUUAAGAGUUAUGAUGCAAUGACAAUUUAUUAGGUCAAGAUACAACCAACUAAUGACUGCAGGUCCAUUAGAUUUACAUGUAUUCUUUAACUAGUUCUUCUAACACUGAUAUAACUAUACCUCUUUUUAAUGGGAAUUUCCAAAAGCAGAAGAACUGGGUAUUUUUACUGACUUUGUAAAGUAGUGUUUUAUGAUCUGGAAGGAAAAAAAAACAAAGUAAAUAAAGGUUUUGAUGUUACUUUACAUUAAUGAAUACCUCCUUCAUGAAACAGAUUAAAAUGCUUAAUGUUUGUCUUUACUAUUCACUGUAGGUAACAACACAGAGCUAAUUGGAUACAAAUUAAACUUAGAAAAAGGUACUUUGUCUUUAAUUUAUGAGCUGCGAGGCAAGAAACUACAGAAGGGUGUAAGCACAGCUCUACAAUAUAUUAACUGAAAGCAUUUCUGCAAUUAACAGGAGAGGUCAAAAUUAGGCCAGAGAUUAGCUAAGAAGUUUUAGUUAACCCUGAGCUAAUGGUGACCUUUUUUUGAGGCGUGGAUUAACAAUUUUAUUUUUCUAGCUAGUUAGCAAAGUUUAUGUAACCUUUUUCCAUUUUUCUGGUCUAGAUAAAUCCUUUAUCUUUUGCUAAAUUCAGAAAACCUGAAUUUGUUUUGACAAAGCUGAAGCAAAACAGUCUCAUGUGAUUAAUGGUAGUGCAGAUGCACUUUUGUUCACAUUGGAACAGAGAAAGGGCAUGUUUAUUCCUGUAGCACAGCACAGCACAGUGGUCUCCAGGCUGGCUUGGAGUCUGAAGUUACAGUCUUGUGUCUCUUGUGUAUGCAGCUUUGUGUGUCACUGCGUCUAGUUUUGGGGUUGGCAUGGCUUGUGCUGGGCUGAGGAUGUGUUUCCUCUGUGCUCUGGGACAUGGUCCAAGCAUUCCUUAAGGAAACAAGGGUAUCAGUGAGGCUUUACUUCUAAUUACAUAUUUACAUAUAUGGAUGAUGUUCACAGUUAAUGUUGUAAAUGUUAAUUUAGUUUAUCUUAUUUUAAAUUCAUCAAGAAUACUCGGGUCUUUAAACAUAGAUUGUGAAAAUUAUUUUUCUAUGCAGAAGACUAAAUAUGUCUUUUCAUAAAAUUUGAGUUUAUAUUGUGGAGAAGAGAAAGAAAUUUGUAUACAGCGCAGAAGUAACAGACAUCUGCAAAAUGCCUUAGAAUUAUAGGAUCAGAGAAAUAGUUGUCUUAAUUGAGUUAUAAUCCUACAUUAAAUACUCUUGUGUGUGCAAUCUGUCCAGAAUUUUCAUGUUUUUUUCAGCAAAGGACAAAUUCCAUACAGCUUACAAUAAGCACUUUUUAGUUUAGCUGAUUCCUCUUGUUCUAAUUUUGCUCCUGUGGUUAACAGGAUUUGUAGGAUCUAAUACUGGAUGCAUGGAAGCCUUUAAUUGCUAAUUUCAUGUGUGGUAGAGUAGUAGAUGAAUCAAUAUGAAGCAGUUGCUGAAGAUACAAAAAGUAGUUCAUUGCAAAGCUUCAGGCAUUUUACUUUUUGAGGUUUUUGUAUGUCCCAUCCCCCCAUGUUUAGAUGGAACGUGGAAGUCACAUGAAGUUUGGUUCAAAGCUACUAAACACAAAAUGUGAUACUUUUUUUUCUCUUUCCUUUUUUUUUUUCUUUUUUUCUUUCCAGUUCCUUUUUUUCUGGUGGAACUUGAAUGGGUUUAAGAAGUUUGUUUCCAGGUCUUUUGGAUUCAGUUUGCCUCUAGAUACAUUACCUCAAAGAAAUGGGUCCUUUUUAAUCCAGCUCUUCUGAUGAAACUCUACAUAAUGAAAUAGCACUCUUAAAAAACAAUUUCAUUAGAAUGAAUUUCAUUUGCAAUUUUUUUUUUCUUCUGUAAUGGUCAAUCUGUUUGAUUUUUCACUUACUGAAAGAUUAAUGAAUCAAAUCCACCAGUCUAACAACAUAUUGAUUAAAGAGAAAGGAAUGUUUUUGUUUCUGACUUUAGCUCCUUUGUCCUUGUCCACUGUGUACUCCCAAAUAUUGCUGCUGAAAUGAAAUCUGGCCUUGGUGUGCCACUAUGGCAUGUUUGAGGAACUGUCGGCAUGAAUAUUAGGCUUUUUAACAACACAUGAAUACAUGUAGGGUUUUUACAAGAGUGCAAGACAAAGCUAGAAGUUUUUCCAGAUAAGAACACAACCUUCCACACACCCUUUCAUUUAUAAAACCUUCAAAUUAAAAGUUACGAGGCACUCAGGACAAACAAAUUAUUGUUCUCAAGAUUUUACUUUUGUUGUCUCCAUUGGAAUUCUACCUGGAAGAUGUUGCCAUACUAUUGAAAAAAUGUUCCUGUAUUAGUUUUUCUUUAAAUAAAAAUAAAACCUUUCAACUGACUUCAAAAGGGACUAAAAUUGUUUUAAGACCAAGUUUUUCUUCUAAACAGUUACAUCAGGAAAAAAAAAAAGCAGCUUAUCCUGCAUUAUUUCCUACAAGUUCACUACUUGUUUUGAAAUUUAAUAGAAAACUGAACUUUUUAAAAGGGACAGUAGUUCAUGCUUUUCUCCUGAGGUUUGUGUUUCUUAUGCCUACACACAUGAAUGCAUAUAAAUUAUAUAUUUGUUUCUGCUUCGAAGCAAUAAAAGAUCUAAUUUACUGUGA